AACGCUCCGCCGCCCGCCGCCACGUAUAUGUUUGAACGCGUGAGCAUAAACUAUAUAAGACCGCACCGAUCGCACAGCAAUGAGUUACCCAACACUUCGAGCUCGACCUCAGCAAGAUCGCCAGCAACCUCACACUCCACAUCCCAACCAUACCUGACGAAGCUAAAGCCAGCACCCAGCUAGUGAUCGCUCGGCAGCCAUGGACAUGAGCGGCUCAUCUUCCUCUUCAACGUCGUCGCACGAGCACUCGGCGGCGUUGAUGGCGCCGCCGCCCAAGCGUCCCGCGGGGCGCACCAAGUUCAAGGAGACGCGCCACCCGGUGUACCGCGGCGUGCGGCGCCGCGGCAGCGCUGGCCGGUGGGUCUGCGAGGUGCGCGUCCCCGGCGGCAAGCGCGGCGAGCGGCUCUGGCUCGGCACGCACGCCACCGCCGAGGCCGCCGCGCGCGCGCACGACGCCGGCAUGCUCGCGCUGCUCGGCGGCCGCCCCGUCUCCGUCUCCGCCGCGCGCCUCAACUUCGCGGACUCCGCGUGGCUCCUCGCCGUCCCGUCCGCGCUCGCCGACCUCGCCGCGGUCCGGUGCACGGCGCUCGCCGCCGUCGCGGACUUGCAGCGCCGGGAGGCCGCCAGUUGCGUGGCGACCGUCCCCAUUUACGAGGCCGACGCCUCCAGCUCGUCCGCGUCGUCUUCAGCGGACGACGCCGGUUCUUCGUCGGCGACGUCCCUGUGUUCUGAACUGGACGGAUUGUUCGAGGUGCCGGCAGCUGCACCACUUGGCAUGGGAAACGACAUGUUCGACUUCGAGUUCGGCAUGUCCGGCGAGAUAAUGGACCUGGGAUCCUACUACGCGGACCUCGCGGAGGGGAUGCUCCUCGAGCCGCCACAGCCGGAAUUCACCGAGGUGUGCUGGGAUGGCGGAGCUGAUUACGCCGCGCUCUGGAGCUACAACUGAAACUGAAACACCACCAUCUGGAACGAACUCAACCUGCUUCUACUCAGCCUAGUAAAAUUAACAUGACGCACGCCCGGUUGAAUGUCAACGGUUUCAGAUUUCAGGCAGGUCGCAAAAAAGAUUUGCUUCCAGAAAAGGCCAAUAGAAAAGAAAAAGAAAAAAAGAUGGAGCAUGCGGCCGAGAACCCAUCCCAGGUCAGCCGGUUGAAGCUUACCGAAGCUACUGGCCUUUUCCUCAAAGUUCUAGUAGCCACGCGAACGGACGCGGCGAUCUGACGUCCUCCCUCGCUCUUUGGCGGCUCCUUCCUAUGGCCAACAGGGCAAAUGUGUCACUUUUUUAGAUCACGUGCCACCUUAGAUAUUUAGAUAUCUAGUUUGGUGGAGUAGUGUAGUAGGUAAACAAUGUUGCAUUUCUUGUUUGUAAGCGUUUGAAUUUUGAUCCCGUGAAAUGAAGGAAGGAAGUUCUCAUGUUAAUUAA
Lolium perenne is the source of this 1426-nucleotide messenger RNA. RefSeq names its product dehydration-responsive element-binding protein 1H-like. The record is from RefSeq and is a predicted model, not a curated record. NCBI's taxonomy places the organism in Eukaryota, Viridiplantae, Streptophyta, Magnoliopsida, Poales, Poaceae. Gene Ontology annotation, biological process: regulation of DNA-templated transcription. Gene Ontology annotation, molecular function: DNA binding; DNA-binding transcription factor activity.